This is a messenger RNA of Clavispora lusitaniae ATCC 42720, 621 nucleotides long. RefSeq lists its product as uncharacterized. The record is from RefSeq and is a predicted model, not a curated record. NCBI's taxonomy places the organism in Eukaryota, Fungi, Ascomycota, Pichiomycetes, Serinales, Metschnikowiaceae.
AUGUCCACACAUCUUAGCCCUCGCCCAGUCCCGGCCCCGAAACACCAUCAUAAGCCUUUACCCAAGCCAAUGGAAGUCCACGACAAAAGACACGCACGCGGCCGAUUUUCCUGGGUCAAACGUUUAGUCCAGGGCCAGACGAGAACUGGACCCGAUCUAAGGACCAGACCUUACCAGCAACAGACGCAAUUCCCCACAACGAAAUACUUGCCCGAAAAUGCUAGUGGGCGCAAAUCGCAAAGAAGCACCGACGUGUCGAGCGACUCGGAAUCGUAUGUUUCGGACAAUAUCAGUACUGUGCCAUUGAAGCUGGUGGUGUCCCACGGUUCUACUACAAACUCACCUUCAAUUCUCAGCACCGAAAACCAGGCCGACAACUCGUCAUAUAUGGCCUCCACAGCGGAAACCUCGUUGGCUCCAAGUACGCACAUUUCUCUUCUGCCCAGUAUUCAUACGACACAGCCGAGAGCAGAGCGGGACAGCGAGUCGAUUGUGACAUUGGCGAGCUCCUCGCGUCGUGGAAGACGUAGAAGCAUCGACACCAACUGCAGCAUGGCUGGAAUUGCACCGGCAAGUAUUGUUGAGCGUUUGACCGUUCACCCAGUAUCGCAGGACGAUUAG